Messenger RNA from Auanema sp. JU1783, 447 nucleotides. Lineage: Eukaryota; Metazoa; Nematoda; Chromadorea; Rhabditida; Rhabditidae. The record is from the annotation of a GenBank genome assembly.
AUGACGAAAAUAAUUGUACUUCUGAUGAUCUUUGUGAUAUGUGAGUCAUCAAAUUAUUGUCACACAGCUUCAGGCCCUCAUAGAUCAAUUCGUAAAUGUUGUAUUCAACAUUCUAAUUGUCCCAUAGUGCUGGAACGCGAGGCUAGCAAGUACCUUGUGACAAAUAGUUUACCAUAUCAUUUAUAUUAUUGUAAAUGCGAACAAAGCUUUUACAAUUGCUUGUCACAUGUGAACAGUGGAAGAGCUGUAGCAACACGAAAAGCUCACUUCCUUGAAAAUGUUACGCGAACCUCAGAUACAACUUCAGAACAUCAACGUCAGAUGCCUCGAAAAUGUUUAGAUUUAAAAGAAGUUCGUGUGUGCUCCAAAAAAAUCUUGGGACUUUUCUGUGUCCAACAUAGCAAUGUUUUACAAGGCUCCUUCCAAGAUGUUGCCCGGUUUCUAUAA